Striga hermonthica is the source of this 291-nucleotide messenger RNA. The record is from the annotation of a GenBank genome assembly. Lineage: Eukaryota; Viridiplantae; Streptophyta; Magnoliopsida; Lamiales; Orobanchaceae.
AUGGGGAGGGGUAAGAUCGUCAUUAGAAGGAUCGAUAACUCGACUAGCAGGCAAGUCACUUUCUCAAAGAGAAGGAAUGGAUUGCUUAAGAAGGCUAAGGAGUUGUCAAUCCUUUGUGAUGCUGAGGUCGGUUUGGUAAUUUUCUCUAGCACCGGGAAGCUCCAUGACUUUGCAAGCACCAGCAUGAAAUCAGUCAUCGAACGAUACAACAAACUAAAGGAGGAACAUUACCAUAUGCUGAAUCCGAACACAGAGAUCAAGGUACCUUCACCACUAAAUGUACCAUGCUAA